This is a messenger RNA of Mugil cephalus (flathead mullet), 4710 nucleotides long. RefSeq names its product E3 ubiquitin/ISG15 ligase TRIM25-like. Gene Ontology annotation, molecular function: protein binding. The record is from RefSeq and is a predicted model, not a curated record. The transcript has 9 exons. Bases 232 to 2061 code for a protein of 609 amino acids. Lineage: Eukaryota; Metazoa; Chordata; Actinopteri; Mugiliformes; Mugilidae.
AUUAUCAUUAUUUAGUGGACUCAUCCUUUAGAGGCGACACACGCCUGCUAGACAGCACUGAGGGCGGUAACCCGAUGACGACGACACCGGGAUGUGUGACACUGCGGAAGAGCUAUUCCUGUAUCCUUAGGUCCUCCGUCCUUAGCCUUUCUUCAGAGCAACACGCAGGGACUCGGGGGGAAGCUCCUGUUAUUGAGGCGGCAGGAGGACCGAGGAGAUCCCACCGCCGAGAUGGCUCAGGCCAACAUCUCGGUGACUGAGAGCCAGUUCAGCUGCCCCGUCUGCUUGGACCUCCUGAAGGACCCGGUGUCCAUCCCGUGCGGACACACCUACUGCAUGAGGUGCAUCAACAAGUACUGGGACCAGGCUGAGUCGGGCCAGUUCAGCUGCCCCCAGUGCCGGGAGAGGUUCAGCCCUCGGCCGGUGCUGCGGAGGAACACGGUGCUCGCCGAGGUCGUCGAUAAACUCAAGCUGAGCGAGGUGGUCGUGGCGCCGGAGCGCUACCAGGGGGGAAUCGGGGAGGUGCCGUGCGACUUCUGCCCGGCGGAGAGCAAGCUGCGGGCGCACAAGUCGUGCCUGGUGUGCCUGGCGUCCUUCUGCGAGCUCCACGUCCUGCCCCACCGGGAGGUCGGCACCCUGCGGCGGCACAAGCUGGUGGCCGCGGUGGAGUGUCUGGCGGAGCGGCUGUGCGCCCAGCACCGGCUGGGUCUGAGCGAGUCCGAGGCGGAGGCCGCGGUCGAGUGGUGCGGGGACUGCCCGCUGUGCGAGGCUGACCAGGAGGAGGUGAACAGCACGGACGCUCAGAGAACCAGGAGACAGCUCCAGCUCCAGGUGUCUCAGCGUGCGGUCCAGGGAAAGAUACAGGCCGGGGAAAGAGAGCUGGAGGAGUUUCGGCAAGCCCUGGAAUCCGUCAAGGUGUCAGCGUCGACUGUUCUGGAGGAUAGUGAAGCUCUGUUUGCCGACAUGUCACUUCGCCUGGAGAAAACCAAGGCGGAGGUCCGAGCGCGGCUGGAGGCGAAGGAGCGGGCGGUGGUGGGGAGAGCCGAGCGAGACAAAGAGCUGCUGGAGAAAGACCUGGAGGAGCUGAGGAGGAGAGACGAGGAGAUCAGCCAGCUGCUGCAGUCUGAGGACAACGCCCAUUUCUUACAGGCGGCGCCGCUGCUCUGCGUCCCACUCGCCACUGGUCGGCACCCCAGAGCCCUCGGCCUGCCCACCGAGGCCUUCAGCGGCGCCAGGAGAGCCCUGUGUCACCUCCGCAGCCGGAUGGAGGAGGUCUGCAGGGAGGAGGUUGACAAGAUCAGCCGUGCAGUUAAUGAGAACUACGUGUCCGGUGGAGAGUGUGUAAAAGGUGGCCGAAAUCACGAUGUGGACAACUCCAAACCUCAGCACAUGCAACCAACACUAUCUGCAGGGCAGCGUACCACUAGGGCAGUGCCAGUGUCGUUCCCUCUGUCCUCUUUGUCGCUGCAGCCGACGGAUCAAAGGAUGAGGUCAGCCUUCCUCAGGUUUUCAUGUGGUCUGUCCCUGGACCCCGACACGGCUCAUCCCACUCUGUGUCUGCUCGAGGGGCCUCAGGGUGCACACUGUGGCGAGGAGCCGCAGUCCUACCCCCCUCACCCCCAGCGCUUCGAUUCAGUGGCGCAAGUCCUGUGCAAGGAGGGUCAGUUUGCCGGCGCCAGCUACUGGGAGGUGGAGUGGAGGGGCGGAGGAUGGGUCGACAUCGGCGUCACCUACCGAGGCAUCGGGCGCAAAGGGGGCGGAAAGCCCUGCCUGCUGGGGCGCAAUGAGAACUCCUGGCGGCUGAGGUGCACACAUGCGGGAUAUGCCGCUUGGCACGAUAACCGCAAGACCACGGUGGCUGCACCGCCCUGCCCCAGGAUCGGUGUCUUCCUGGAGCGCCAGAAGGGCGCCUUAUCCUUCUACAGCGUGUCGGACACGGUGGUGCUCCUGCACACUUUUCAAUGCCAGUUCUCUCAGCCGCUGUACCCGGCCUUCCGUCUGGACCUGGACUCCACCCUGCUCAUCUGUCCCCACGAGGGAGGCGGUGGAAAUCCAAGCUAACUGUUCCCUCCUCCUUCCUACUCCACCUGCAGGAAAGGGCUAUUAAGUCUGCUGAUGGGUAUGAACACUAACAAUAUGACUGAAGAGGUUUGUGGUGCACAGACAGCAACAUCAGGAAGAAACCUCACAGUCGGGAAUUGACCACUUAUUUUUUUUUUUUUUUUUACCAAUAUGCUUUUGGCUCACUGUCAGUCUGGGCUGUACAGAGCACACUAGCACUCCAGAGUGUGAUCAACAUCCAACGUGCAAAAUUUUAUUUUCUUCUUCAACUGCAACAAAAGUCUCAUUCCAUCAAGAUUUUGAGUGAGAGUCCAGCUCCAAGUACAGAGUAUCAUGUACACUGUACACUCUAAAGAAGCCCACCCCUUGGGCAAAUUAGCUAAAUUGGGCUACAAAUAAAAUAAGCUUGACUUGAAUUGAAAAACAAAUUAAUGAAUAUUAUUUCCCGCAUAAUUCCUGUCUGUCUAAAUCAACAACACCAUGAUACUAAUCAGUAUUUCCAUUUGUGUUUUACGUUGUUUUCUUUGUGCUAAAAUUUGGACAUGACAGACCUGACACUCUUUUGUAACAAACCUGUAAAAGUGACCUCAACUUCAGAUAUAGAUGAAUGAAAUGCCAUAAUGUAGCUUCGUAGCGUGUGUUUUAUUUUAUUUUUUUAUGUCUUGUUACGUCUUUCGUGGGUUUUGGGAUUGUUUGAUAUCAACGUCUUUAGUGUGGGAUGGUUUUAUGGUUAAUCUUGAAAGUUAAAUGUCAUCAGAAAUGUUCUUAUGUAAUUUUUGAGGGUAAAGAUGAAGAAGAAGAAGCUACUAUACUUGUCACUGCUUGACCUGUCUUCUAGUCCAAUACUAAUUUGUUUUAAGGAUUCACUGAGUCAAGACAAAUGAUAAGUAUACUUAUUACACUUGUAAGACCAUACACCAUACGACUGAAACUGGUACACUUGUACCAGUAGCUCAGCUUAGCUUAUGUUAGCAAAGUAUAACCUAGCUUAACCAAGUGUGUGACAACAGAAACUAGUGUUGAUUUUAAAGUACCGGGUUGUUUCCCGUCUCUUUGCUAAGCUAAGCUAACUGGCUGCUGGCUGUAGCUUCGUAUUCACGGCCUUUCUGUUCGUUUAGUAUGUAAUUCCUAAAAUGUUUGAAGAGAUCUGUUGCUGUAUGCUAGUGCUGUUCAGGCAGGCCACCUAAGCGGAGACAGAAAUAUGGAUGUAGAUAGCACACUAAAGAAUGCUUUAGUCAAGACAAAUAAUAAGUAUGUCUGCUAUACUUUGAGAACCAGAAACUUCGCUUAGCUCAACUUAGCUUAUCUUAGCAUAGCUUAAUUGAAUGUGGUUUCAACAAAAACUAGUGUUGAUUAGGAAUCUUUAAAGAACACGGUUUGCUGUUUUCCAGUCCCUAUGCUAAGCUAAGCUAAGGUAGCCGGCUGCUGGCUGUAGCUACCGUGUUUCUACUGUACUACCAAACCACUAAUUUAGGAAUUACAUACAUUACACAGACACAUUGCAGGUUCUCAAUUUCAAAUAUCUAAGGACUAGAAUGUUUGAAAAGGUUGUAUGCUAAUGUUAUUAAGAAAAUCCACAUUAGCCACUUGUAGGCUAGUUAAUAAUAUAAGGAUGGUUUAUAUUAAUGGUAUCGACGGCAUGCGUUUCGUAAAAGGUGCAGUAAAUAUACAGAAAACAUUAAAUCCUUGCAACAGUUUCUCUCGUUUACUUCACAAACAGGUUGUUGUACAUUUGUCUGUUACUUUAGCCCAUAUUCAGUCUCUUCUGUCUCUUCACAGUUGAAAGAAAUGGAUCACAAUCUAAACAUCUAAGUGCCUAAACAUUUUUCAGCCCUGGUUAAUUAUGUUGUGAGAAGGUAAAUGUAAGAUGUGCACUGCAUGCCUCCAUAACCAACUCUUGUCAUUAUUAUCCAGUCAUAUGUAAUCGCAUCCAAUGCUGUCAAUAACAAUUGUAUUCAUUCAGUCAAGGAUGGUUUGGAACAUAACCCUUUUUGCAGUUUUAAACUCUUGAAUCACAGGCUUUUAAUUAAGUCUAACAUGACAGUUUACUCUUCACUACUCAGUUUUGUGUGUAGCAUGGCAAAGAUUUAAUCGUAACCUUAACUGUAAUGCAAUUUCCAGGUGUGAGAGUGACCUUGGCUUCCGUCUGAAUUGAUGCCAUACUGUAGCAACUGCCUUUCUUGGAUUAUAAGUUUUUAUUUUAUUUAUUUUUUUAUUGUGCUUUUCCAGAGGACUAUGAUCACUUGACCGAGCACUGUGCAAGGCAAUUUAAACCAAACCUAUAAAAUGGAAACAUAUCCACAAUUUCAAUUCCAAAUAUCACACAGGAGCAUCAAAUAAUAAAUGUGAAGCAUUCAUUAAAAACAUCUUCAAACUAUAAAUACACAGAGUACACUACUUACACAACUAACAUUUUUGUAAUGUUUUGGACUUCAUUAUUUAACAAAUUGUAGGACUCUUAACAAGAACUGAAUGUAUCCGGUGUAGUAUGAUAUAAUUUUUGUUUCCCAUGAAUUUUCUGUGCUUCUGUUAUUGUCAUGUGACUUUAACAUGUGUUGUAAUUGAGUGCUGCUUUUAUUUACUUUGUUCAAAGUAAGUUGUUUUCGCCUUUACUUGCAAUAAAAUUACCCACAGAGGUGUGAAUGUGCA